UCCAAGGCUAAGCGCUGCGGACGUUCUCGGUGGUCGUGAAUACCGUGUGCAGGGUCAAUCACGCAGUUCCUCGUUUCGCAGUUCGUCAUCCAAGCACGCUUGCUUUCUCAGCACUUAUACAAAUACAUACAAGAUAAGCGGACGUCUAUCGUCGCAGCUGUCAUUCGGCCGUUCGUCUACUUCUUCCACGUACAAUCAACAACCUGCUGUCGACAUGGCGCCAGCAUGAGCAUACAGAGCAUAGAUUCAAGCGCUCAAGCAGCGUAGGUGGAGCGCGGAGCUUGUGUGCAAAGUGGCACCGAAAGUUGAGGCCAUGCCGCGGCUUCUUCAUAAGUACUGGAGCUGCGGAUGGCUGGUUAUAGCAACCGCAUCGCUGUCAUUCAGCAUGACGGCACUGUGCGUCAAAUGGAUUGGCAGCGACCUCCCGCCCUUCGAGACGGUUUCCAGCUCGGCAGUGAUGUGCUUCCUGGCUCUGUCGGCCAUCCUUUGCCAGCAGCGGCUGCCGCUCGUGCGGCUCCCGCCCCCAGCCCCUGCGGAUGGGCAGCGGGAGCCCCUGCUCCUGCCGGCAACAUGUGGCGAUGUGGAGGCAGCUGGCAAGGGCCUUGGCAGCGCCUGCGUCGUGGCGGCGGGCCGUCAGCCCUCAACACAGCAGCGGCACCCAUCCACAGCGCGCGUGAUGGGUCUGACGCUUACACGCGCUGUGUGCGGUUCCGUCGCCACCACGUGCUUCUACCUAGCUUUAGAGAUGCUGUCACUCAAAGAUGCCGUCACGUUAUUCUUCACGUCUCCGGUGGUUGCGCUGCUGCUGGACUGGGUGCUGCUGGGCCACGCCCCCGGCUGCAGGGGCGCGGCCGCCACACUGCUGACGCUGCUGGGUGCCACGUGCGUCACCCAGCCGCCCUUCAUCUUCAAGCGCCUGCCCUUCCUGCCGCGGGGCGGCGGCAGCGGCACUCACGACGGAGGCGCAGCUGGCACACUGGCGGCCGCCGCCGCUGCUGACGUACCCUUCUUUGUGGCGCUGAGGCAGUCCAUGCGUAGCUCUGCGCAGCCCCCGCAGUUGCUGACGCAGGCGGGGGCUGCGGUAGCAGGAGCCAUGGGCGGCCCGGCGCUGGGAGCGAUGCUGGCGCUGGCGGCGGCCGUGGCGAAUGCGUCGGGCUUCGUGGCUGCGGUAAUGCUGCGGGGGCACCAGCACCCGGCGGUCCUCACCUGGUGGUACAACGGCGUCCUGGCUGUGGUGACCGGCGUCCCUCUAGCGGCAGCGGUGCCCCUGCCCGCCGUGCUGCCAACGCCGCGGGCGGCAGCGCUGCUGUGCGGCGUGGGCGCAACCCAGCUGGUGGCGCAGCUGUGCCUCAACCGCGGCUUCCAGCUGGAGAGCGCGGGGCGCGGCGCCGCCAUCAACGUGCUGCAGGUGCUCUUCAGCUUUAUCCUGGAUGUGACCGUGCUGCACACGCGCCCCUCGGUACUCAGCGUGCUUGGCUCGGCCCUGGUGGCAGCGGGCGUACUGUCCGUGGCCCUUGGCGGCGGCAGCGGAACUGCCACACCUACUGCCAAGCGGAGGAGAGGGGAUGGCUGCAGCUGCUUGCCGGGUGACGGGCGCGGCCCACCAUCAGGCACCCCGGAUGGUAGCCACCCAGCAGACGAGGGCUCCGAUGGCGACUGCUGCAGCGAAGCGGACGCGGCCCUGGCCCCUGGUGUGGGCCUGUCGUUGAUGAGUGCUAGCGCCAGUGCCAGCAGUGACGGAGGGCUGCACACGCGGGCGGGCGAGGCGCUGCUGGUGAAGCCGCUCUCGCUGGGAGCGCCUGCGAGGGACCAUGAAGCUGUGGUGCGGAGUGCGGUCCUUGUGGAGACAGUGCUUGCGGAGGCGAGCGAGGUUCAGGAGCGGCGAGUGCCAUCGCCGCGGCCCCAGUAGACAGUGAGUGCUGCGGUAGGAUAGGCAGACACGUACUUAGGCGGGUGUGGUUAUGUGUGUGGAGGAUGGAGGAUGUGCAGAUGGCGAACGCGUUCUACCGGUGAGCAAGCGGCAAGCGCGCACACGCGGCUCUGGGCCUGACGGUCGAGAUGCAGGGAAUAAUGCCUGCGUUACGUAUGUGAUGUCUGCUCUGCAGCACGCACAAGCCUCAGGCAUCUUUGCACCUUUGAUUAUGAUACCAGGUGAUGCUUUGAGUUUGGAAAGGCAGGUUGGAGCGCAGUUUCGUGAUGAGUUUUGAAGAGUGUUUGGGUGUCAAGGGCAGAGGGUAUCAACUGACGCGUCAGAUUUAAAAACUCCCGAAACUAACUGCAUUUAUGAAUGCCUUUGGGAUCCCAUGAGUGGCAGCAGUACCGUAAUGCUGGGGUAUUUCAUUUCACCUCUGCACAUUUGGGGUUACAGGGCAGGUGCGGGUCCCGGCAGGAUGCAGGUCAAUCCCAAUGCACACGUACCGUAUGUUACUUCAGGGCUAGGGCACGCGACGAAUUGACGAUGCUGUUGUGAACGCAAUGUCACCAUGUUGCUGCUGUCACUGUGAUGCCUGGUUGACGUUCACUGAUGCUGUGAUGCACCAUUGCGGUCCUCACGCCCCGGGCGCCUGGCCAGGCAGUCAGACGCCAAGGCGCCAUACAGGACGAAGGAUGAGAUGCCGGUACUGUGAUGGCGGUUGGUAGGCUGAUAGGGCGCUUGAUUGGGCGUGAAGUAGCUUGGGAUUGACAUCCCAAGUGAAUCCCUUGAUGCUGGUCGGACUGAGCGCCAACAGCAGCACACCGCUGGCUUGGCACCCCGACUUCUCUUCGUGUCGCGCACAUUCGCGUUCGCAUUUCGACAGCACUCCGCAGUCAUGCACUGUGCACAGCUGCAGUUCAGUCAGGGGGGGGGUAAGGAAACAAAGU
This is a messenger RNA of Chlamydomonas reinhardtii, 2862 nucleotides long. RefSeq lists its product as uncharacterized. Lineage: Eukaryota; Viridiplantae; Chlorophyta; Chlorophyceae; Chlamydomonadales; Chlamydomonadaceae. The coding region runs from base 314 to 1909 and encodes 531 amino acids. The record is from RefSeq and is a predicted model, not a curated record. The transcript is spliced from 6 exons. Gene Ontology annotation, cellular component: membrane.